Dichotomopilus funicola is the source of this 2943-nucleotide messenger RNA. Its product is annotated as SNF2 family N-terminal domain-containing protein. The coding region runs from base 1 to 2943 and encodes 980 amino acids. The transcript is spliced from 2 exons. Gene Ontology annotation, cellular component: nucleus. Gene Ontology annotation, molecular function: DNA binding; chromatin binding; ATP binding. The record is from RefSeq and is a predicted model, not a curated record. NCBI's taxonomy places the organism in Eukaryota, Fungi, Ascomycota, Sordariomycetes, Sordariales, Chaetomiaceae.
AUGGCGUUCCCUUCUUCCCCACCCACCAUCAACCGGCGGCUGCGUCUUGACGACGAGGACGAGCUGAGCACAAUCGAGCAAUCGCCUUACUUUACCCAGCCGACCCAACUCGUCGAACGACCCACCCAAAGAUCUCCAACAAUAGGAUCCCCUUCCCCAAAAUCGAUUGUCGAAGUUCCUGCAUCGUCACCUUUUCGCACACAAGCCCUACAGGAACGGGGCGGCCGACUAGCAAACAUAAUGGCUCCUGCCGGGACUGCCUUCAGGGCGCCCGCCCGACAGGCCCUGUCCAUUACGAAGACUGCACAGAAACGGGAUUUCAUCAUGAUCUCUGACGACGAAUUGGACGCGCCGAUUUAUGCUGGUGGUGACUCUUCUGAUGAUGAACCCUCGAGGGGCGAUAUCCGACCGUCUUCGUUUCAGCCUAAGGAGCCAAAACCCUCGGGCACCGCCGCUGUUAGUCAAUUGCGCAACAGGAAGCUCGGCUCGGGGUCUGCAUCUACGAGUUCUAUAACAAGCCCGGAGAAGCCGUAUACCUUGCAGAAGGAUUGGGUUUCUCUGUCUCCGACUUCGUCUGAAGAGAGCUUUGAGUCUCUACGUAAAGUUUCGCCUCCGAAGCCCACCCGCCGACGACUCGUCCAAGGCCGUCGACCACGAGCGGCCAGCCCCUCGAGCCCUGUGCUGAAGCCUAGCCCGAGCCCCCGCCCCCGUGCGCAGCUGAUCGACCUCGUUAGCGACGACGACGACGCCGAGGAUGAGUACAACGAGCCAAAGAGAUCUCGACGACACAACUCGUCCCCGGUAGAGGAGGAAGAAGAUCCUUUUGAUGAACGGGUUUUGAACUAUCUGAAUACUUGCGACGUUAUACAGCUUAUCGCGAUCGCCAAUGUCAAGGAGGAGAGUGCAAAGUUGAUGGUCUCACGCCAGCCUUUUGCGAGCCUAGAGGCCGCCCAAAAAGUGACCCUCUCUCAGAAGAAGCGGGGCAAAAAGUCGGCCAAGAUCUCGAUUGGCGACGAAAUUGUGUCGGCGGUCCGGUCGUAUGCCCGCUCGUUAGACGACAUCGACCACAUCAUCGCAGUCUGUGAAUCGCAGGCCGACUCGCUCAAAGGAACGACUUCAAGGUGGGACAUGGAGCAAGCUGGCCAGCCGCGUCACGACUCCAAGGCCGACGACGGGAAGCCCAUGACUCCCGUGAGCGUUGAGGGCUCCGCGAAGCUGGUCGAGUUGCCCCUUCGACAGCCGAGAUUGAUGGAGGGGUGCACAAUGAAGCCGUUCCAAAUUUACGGUCUCAAUUGGCUCUACCUGCUGUACACGAGUCGGUACGGUUGUAUCCUGGCCGACGACAUGGGCUUGGGCAAGACGUGCCAAGUCAUCUCCCUCAUGUGCGCCAUCAUCGAGGAUUGGGAGAACAAGGGGUGCGAUGAGAACGACCGCCCCUGGCCCAAUGUCAUUGUUGUUCCGCCUUCAACCCUGGCCAACUGGGCGGGUGAAUUCGAGCGGUUUGCGCCAGAGCUUAAUGUAACACUUUACCAGGGGAACCAGGCAACUCGAGACGAGAUUGCUUACGACAUUCGAGAAGAUCCGUCGAACCAUCAUGUGGUUCUUACCUCAUAUUCACAGCUCUCGAGAAAUGACGACAUUUCCAACUUGCGACAUCUCCGCCCAAAGGUGGCCGUGUUCGACGAGGGCCACAAGAUGAAGAACCCCAAGACCAAGCUCUACAAAGAUCUUCUUAGAAUCACCGCGACUUGGCGCCUGGUCUUGUCGGGGACACCUGUCCAAAACAACCUGAUGGAAAUGAUUGCUCUCCUUCAGUUCGUCGAGCCGAAUCUCUUCCAGGACCACUUUGAAAGCUUAGAAGCACUUUUCAACCAAAAGGUUUCUCUGACGGCUGUUUCCAAAGGUGCGCUGCUGCAUAGCGAGCGGGUUGCGCGUGCUCGCACGAUUCUCGAGCCAUUCAUUCUCCAGAGAAGGAAAGAACAAGUUCUUCAGGACUUGCCGCCUAAGACAACUAGGGUUGUUACGUGCAAGAUGGACCCCGUCCAAGAGGCGAUUUACCGAGGCUACGAGAGCCGGUUUAGGAAAUCCGACUCUCAGUCACAGCCCGACACCCGUGUUAAAGAGGGCCGCGACAACGACUCGAACAAUGUUUGGAUUCAAUUACGCAAGUCCGCGAUCCACCCGCAACUUUUCCGUCGGUUUUUCAAGGAUCGUGAUGUCGAAAAGAUGGCCGGGGUGUUGAUGAAGAAGGUUCCACAAACGGAAUUACGGCAGCCGAAGCUUGAACACCUAGUAAAUGAGUUGAAGGCGCUCUCUGACUUUGAACUCCACCUCUGGUGCCGAGACUACAAGUGCAUCAGAGACUUCGACCUCCCCGAUGAUUCAUGGACGAAUUGUGCCAAGGUCGAGUCGCUUCUAGGUCUUAUCCGGGGCUAUCAGGCCAACGGACACCGCGCGCUUGUUUUCACCAGGUUUGCCAAGGUGAUUGAGAUUCUGGGCGAGUGUCUCGCAUCGGAAGGUAUUGGGUAUCUGUCACUCCAGGGGAAUACCGAUGUCAGCGCACGGCAGGAACUGAUCAACGAAUUCAACAACGAUGACUCCAUCCCUGUAUUCCUCCUGACGACCGGCUCUGGUGGUACGGGCAUCAACUUGACGGCGGCCAACAAGGUCAUCAUCUUUGACCAGUCGGACAACCCGCAAGACGACAUUCAAGCCGAAAACCGGGCUCAUCGCCUUGGGCAGAAGCGCCCCGUUGAGAUCAUCCGUUUGAUCAGUGAAGGCACGGUUGAAGAACUCGUGUACAGGGCGUGCGAGAAGAAAUUAGAACUCGCCAACAAGGUCACGGGAUGGAGUACCGUGGAAAUGACAGCUGGCGAGAUGGAAUCGGUGGUGAGGAAAGAGUUACUGCAGCAAGGCGUCGGGACGCCCCCGAACGGCGAGUAA